AUGACGAAGAACAAGUCGACACAUGUGAAGAAGGACCAAACGCCUCCAAGACAACCGCCUCCACCACCACACCAGAAAGUGAUCAACUUUAUAGCCGGAGGAUCAGAGGUGUCGGGCACAACAUACUCUCAAGCAAAACGCGCAGCAAGGGAAGCUGUCGUGAGGGUGUCAAAGGCAGACGUCUUGGACUACAGCAUUACGACACUGACUUUCAACGAGUCCGACAGAGAACAUGUCUCCGAACCACAGCAUGACGGCCUUGUAAUCUCCUUACCAGUGGGAAAUUGUUUUAUAAAACGCAUCCUAGUUGACAACGGAAGCGCGGCAAACAUCAUGAUGUUAAGUACACUACAACAAAUGGGGCUAGCUGAAACCGACAUGAUCAAGAAGACGACAACCCUAGUUGGCUUUAGCGGAGAAAGGAAGAGGACUGUUGGGGAAAUCACCUUGCCGACAUAUGUCAAAGGACUAAACUUGUUAACGAGGUUCGUGAUCAUUGAUGGAGAUCCUACAUACAACAUCAUUAUGGGGAGACCGUGGAUCCACGACUUGAAAGCAGUGCCGUCUACAUAUCAUCAGGUCCUCAAAUUCCUGACGCCAUGGGGAGCACAGGAAAUCGCGGGUGACCAAUGCGUCGCCAGAGAUUGCUACAAAGCAAGCAUGAAGCCAACAGUUCAACACGAGGCCGUGGAGACACCUCAGGACUCCAUGACAGGCCCCGAGAAAUUGGCAGAGGUGGACCUGACAGGCGGCGACAAGAAAGUCCUGAUUGGCGAGGACCUGACAAGUACGAUGGAAGCGAACCUGGUGGAAUUCUUGACGACCAGGCUGGACGCCUUUGCUUGGGGGCAUGAAGACGUUACGGGCAUUAGCCCUGAAAUCAUUACACACAAGCUGAAUGUCGACCCAUCCUUUACACCCGUCCAACAGAAGAGAAGAAAGUUCGCUGCUGAAAGGAACAAAAUUAUCAACGAGGAGGUGAACCGACUGUUAAAGGCCGGAAUGAUCAAGGAAGUCGAUUACCCGGAAUGGCUUGCCAAUGUCGUUAUUGUUCAAAAGAAAAACGAGAAGUGGAGAGUUUGCGUCGACUACACCGACUUAAACAAGGUGUGUCCCAAAGAUCCUUACCCCUUACCCCACAUUGACACAAUGGUUGACUCAACGGCAGGACAUGAGCUAUUGACGUUUCUCGACGCUUCGAGUGGGUUCAAUCAGAUUCAGAUGGAGCCAUCAGAUGCAGAAAAAACAGCGUUCAUCACUGACCGGGGGAUAUACUGCUACUUGGCGAUGCCGUUUGGACUAAGAAAUGCGGGGGCGACAUUCCAGCGUCUCGUCAAUAAGAUGUUCAAGGAACAAAUCGGUCGGACAAUGGAGGUGUACAUUGACGACAUGGUGGUAAAAUCUGUGAAUGCCAAGAAUCAUAUCAGGGAUCUCGAGGAGGUGUUCGAUAUACUGAGACAAUUCAACAUGAAGCUUAACCCAUCAAAGUGCAACUUUGCUGUAUCAUCGGGGAAAUUUUCGGGCCAUAUGGUGACAAGGAGAGGUAUCGAGGCGAGCCCAGAACAGAUAAGAGCAAUUUUUGAGCUAACUAGCCCUUCCAAUAUCAAAGAGGUACAGAAGUUGACGGGAAGAGUGGCGGCCCUCAACAGAUUCAUUUCACGUUCAUCGGAUAGAUGUCGAUUGUUUUACGACGUCCUACGAAAGAAUGAAGGAUUCCAGUGGUCAGAAAGCCAUGAGGCAGCAUUGGACGACCUGAAGAAGUACCUGUCGACGCCUCCCCUAUUGUCAAAACCACUAGAAGGCGAGGAACUGUAUAUCUACCUCUCUGUCACGGACCAUGCUGUCAGCGCCGUCCUUGUCAAGGCAGUCGAGAACACCCAAGCUCCCGUAUACUACGUAAGCAAGAGCUUAAUUGACGCGGAAAAAAGGUACACACUACUCGAAAAAUUAGUUCUUGCAUUAGCCAUGGCGUCCACUAAGUUACGACAUUAUUUCGAGUCACACAAAAUACAUGUCAUGACGAACUUUCCCUUACGAAUGGUUCUCAGCAAACCAGAAUUAACAGGAAGGAUGGCGAAAUGGGCUAUACGACUCAGUACAUACGACAUCGUUUAUGACGCGAGGACAGCCAUCAAAUCCCAAGCUUUAGCAGACUUUGUGGCGGACUUCAGCCCAAGCCAAUCACAACAAGCUGAGGCAGAAUACAGGCGGGUCAUGACGAAAACAGAAGUUCAACCUUGGGCGUUGUACACUGACGGAGCAUCGAAUGUAAAUGGGACAGGAAUAGGGCUUGUCCUCAAGUCGCCACAGGGGGAUUCAGUAGCGUAUUCUGUGUGUUGUGAAUUCAAGGCCACUAACAACGAGGCGGAAUAUGAAGCAUUGAUUGUGGGGCUGGCUACAGCGCAAAAGAUGCUGAUAAAAAACAUCAAUGUCUUCUGUGACUCCCUCCUGAUCGUUAAUCACGUCAAAGGUGACUACGAAGCCAAAGACAGUAAGAUGAUGCACUACCUUGAUAUAGUUAAGGGCUUGAAAGUAAAAUUUGACACCUUUAGCAUCCAACAAAUCCCCAGAGAAUCAAACACACAAGCGGAUGCGCUAGCAGGCCUAGGCGCCGUCCUCAAAGAUCUUAGUAUGACGACUAUACCUGUGAUGCAUCUUCUGAAACCAGCAACAUUACUCCCGGAAUCAGCUGAAGCUCAGAUCUUCGAUAUUCAAGAAAAAAAUGACACGGAAGACGGAUGGAUACAGACGUAUAAAAACUACUUGUUACACGGAAUUCUACCUGACAACCGAAAUGAUGCGAGAAUGUUAAGAAUGAAGGCCUCACGGUUCACAGUCAUUGACGACGUCUUAUUUAAGAAAUCGGCGACGGGGACGCUGCAGAGGUGUCUUAGCAAGAGAGAAGCAUCCUUAGUUAUACAGGAUAUCCACGAGGGAGAAUGUGGCAACCACACAGCCGCAAGGAACUUAUCAUUGAAAGCAUUACACAUGGGCUACUACUGGCCGACUCUACGUCAAGACGCCAUUGAGUUUGUAAAGAAGUGUGAUGCGUGUCAACGCCACGCCCCUAUAACGCAUCAGCCAUCAGAAUUUCUGCAUGCAACACUUCCGUCAUGGCCUUUCAUGAAAUGGGGGAUGGAUAUUGUCGGGAAAAUGCCCACGGCACCCGGACAGAAGGUGUUCAUGUUGGCAAUGACAGAUUACUUCUCAAAAUGGAUUGAAGCAGAAGCAUUCAGACAAGUGACGUCCAAGGAGGUAAUCUCAUUCAUCAAAAGAAAUAUACUGUGUAAGUUCGGGGUCCCAUCCGAGAUCGUCUGUGACAACGGUUCACAAUUCAUAAGCGACAAAACUGAGGCUUUUUGUAAAAAGUACAACAUCAAUCUGCUCAAAUCUACUCCGAGUUACCCACAAGCGAACGGUCAAGCAGAAUCCAGUAACAAAAUCAUCAUCAAUAACCUCAAAAAGAGGCUGACGACAUGCAAGGGGCGAUGGGCUGAAGAAUUACCGUGGGUACUAUGGUCUGAUAGAACGACCCCUAAGGUAUCUACGGGACAAACCCCAUAUAGCUUGGUCUAUGGGACGGAGGCCGUGCUACCUACGGAAGUUGUCACUCCCACGGCAAGAUAUGGUUUGCAGACGUAUGACACGAAUAAGGAAGCACUGGCGCAAGACGUUGACACCGUAGAUGAGCUGAGGGAGACGGCAAAAGUGCAUAUGGAAGCAUAUCAGCAGAGGGUGGCCAAUAUAUACCAUAAACAUGUGCGUAUCAAGACGUUCACUGUUGGUGACAUGGUCUUGAGAAAAGUAUUUCAGAACACACUGGACACAGCCGCGGGGAAGUUCGCCGACAAUUGGGAAGGUCCUUAUUUCAUUGAUGCAGUUGUAGGGCGUGGGGCUUACCAGCUGUCGACCCUGGAUGGAGCCCAAGUGCCAAGGAGUUGGAAUGCAAGCCACCUCAAAAAAUACCAUGUGUGA
Daucus carota subsp. sativus is the source of this 3975-nucleotide messenger RNA. RefSeq lists its product as uncharacterized. NCBI's taxonomy places the organism in Eukaryota, Viridiplantae, Streptophyta, Magnoliopsida, Apiales, Apiaceae. Gene Ontology annotation, biological process: DNA integration. The coding region runs from base 1 to 3975 and encodes 1324 amino acids. Gene Ontology annotation, molecular function: RNA-DNA hybrid ribonuclease activity; nucleic acid binding. The transcript has a single exon. The record is from RefSeq and is a predicted model, not a curated record.